This is a messenger RNA of Mesocestoides corti, 1071 nucleotides long. Lineage: Eukaryota; Metazoa; Platyhelminthes; Cestoda; Cyclophyllidea; Mesocestoididae. The record is from the annotation of a GenBank genome assembly.
UUGAAAGCCCUUGGCUCGAAACGCCGUUUCGACGAAUUUAGGUCUUUAUACGAACUGAUUAAGUCACGUUUGUCCCCGUCGGACAUUGUUGUCUAUGCCGCGGAUAUGUCUCUCGCCCUUGCCCUUACGCCUUUUUAUAAGGAUGCGCGUGUUCUGCUUGACAUGACUUUUGAGAGAAAUCUCCCAAUUAAACAGUUUAGCUGUCUAUUAACUGCAGCAGCUACAUACGGUCCUUUGCACGAGGCCAUUUCUCUCGUUGAUGAAUUGCACCCCAUGAUGUUGAAACCAAUCGACUCUUUUUAUUCUGUUUUCAUCGAACGCCUAUACGGAGUUGAAGAAGGAAAGGAGUUGAUGAAUCAGUUAUUAAAAGGAAAAACUGAAGAUGAACUCUUUCUUACAACUACAAAUAAAGAACUUGAAUCGUUCCACUCUUUCAUCAAUAGUCGGAGUCGUUCAUUUGAUUGUGUCGUAGACUUGCCAAACUUCCUUCACACGGUUUCGAAUAGGAAGCUAAACACUAUUUCAAUUGAAGAGCAGACCGAUAUGUUGAGCGAUUUGAUUCAUUCUCUUCAUCGAACUUAUCUUGUCAACCGCGUUUGUCUAGUUGGGAAACAACGUGGGGUGGUUGGGAAAAAGCACUUCUGGGAUUCUAUCAAGGCUCUGGGAAACAAAACUGGUGUCAGUGUCCAUACCUUUCUAACUGAACCCAAGUAUCGGGAUUUUUUUAUAAAUGUACCUCGUUCUGAUUCUAGGAGCAAUGACGAUGUUUUCAUGAUAUACCUGGCUCUCUGGUCGGGCCCACAUUGUUACCUUCUUUCAAAUGACGAGUUUCGUCAGCACAGGUUCACCGUGGGUCCUGAACUCGGCAAGUUGCUCUCGCAGUGGCAGGCAUCCCGGCACAUCCGCUUACGAAACAACCACCCAACGUCUUUCCUUGGACCUGUCUUAUGUGAUACGUCUAUACAAGGAAGUAUGAUUAGCGGGUGGCAUAUUCCCUACGAAUCCGGCGAACAACGUCCUUCCUACCUCCCUCCGAACACUUGGCUCUGUCUCCAACCGCCAAAGCCCUGA